UGAGCCUGUAGGGUGAGCAGCGCCAGGCUGAGGAAACAUGCAUGGAAAUAGACUGCAGAUGGGAGAGAUAAACAGGAUCCCCAGGCUGUGACUGAGUAGGCAGGCCUCUUUAAUGGCUCUUAGCAACGCCCCUGCUUUGACCCUCCUCAUAUGCAAGGAAAAUCAAAUCAAUACACUGUUCUUCAAACCACGAUGCUGCAGCAGCAGCAGGGCAUUGUGGCAGCCUUCGUCUCCUAAAUUCAUCAGCGCUUCUCACUUUGCCGAUCUCUGGAUACCCAUCCCUGCAUCUCUGCUGAGGAAGACCCUGACUGCAUCUUUGAUCGGAUUGAUUGAGCUCCCAUGUACAGCCGCCUUCUUAUUAGCAAGUCUUAGAGAUGGCAAACAGGGGACCAAGCUAUGGCUUAAGCCGAGAAGUUCAGGAAAAGAUUGAACAGAAAUAUGACCCGGAGUUAGAGUCGAGGCUGGUGAACUGGAUUAUUGUACAGUGUGGAGAACAGAUAGAGCACCCUCCUCCUGGCAGGCAACAUUUUCAGACCUGGUUGAUGGAUGGAACGCUGUUAUGCAAGCUAAUAAACAGUUUACAUCCAAAGGGAAACGAGCCCAUUGCAAAGAUCUCUGAGUCAAAAAUGGCUUUUAAGCAGAUGGAACAAAUUUCUCAGUUCUUAAAAGCUGCUGAAAUCUACGGAGUCAGAACAACAGAUAUUUUCCAGACAGUGGAUUUAUGGGAAGGGAAGGACAUGGCAGCAGUGCAGAGAACCUUAAUGGCUCUAGGCAGUUUGGCAGUCACCAAGGAUGACGGCUGCUACAAAGGAGAUCCGUCCUGGUUUCACAGGAAAGCACAGCAGAAUCGACGAGGAUUUUCAGAGGAGCAGCUUCGUCAGGGACAGAACGUUAUAGGCCUUCAGAUGGGCAGCAACAAAGGAGCAUCGCAGUCGGGUAUGACAGGCUAUGGGAUGCCAAGGCAGAUUAUCUGAAGCAUCUCUGUAGAGAAAACGCUCCUUCUGCAGCAUGGUCUGUUUAAAAAACAAGAAAAAGAGGAAAAAAAAAAAAAAAGCUCAUUAUUUCCCUUUCUGCCUGGUUUUUAAUAGUUAGUGCUCUCUGAGGUUUGGGGUAUUUUGGGUUUGGUUCGUUUCAUUUGCAGCUGCAAGAGUUCACCUAGGGGCUCUGGUUUCUUGUGGUGGUGUGUGUCAGUUCCCAGCACGUGCGCACUGCUGCCUCUCCUCCUUUUCACUUCUGAACUAUGCAAAGAGAAUUAUUCUGUGUUUAAUUUAUUUGCGAAGCGUUCUCUUCCGUAUUUGUCUCACACUGCACUUGUAUUUCAACCGGUAACCUCGUUCUUCGAUUCGGUGAUGGUAUUGUUUGACCUAAGAAUAAAGAUGAAUUAAAGACA
Pezoporus flaviventris is the source of this 1390-nucleotide messenger RNA. It is a transcript of the gene TAGLN3, whose product is annotated as transgelin 3. The coding region runs from base 375 to 974 and encodes 199 amino acids. The transcript is spliced from 5 exons. The record is from RefSeq and is a predicted model, not a curated record. Gene Ontology annotation, molecular function: protein binding. NCBI's taxonomy places the organism in Eukaryota, Metazoa, Chordata, Aves, Psittaciformes, Psittacidae.